This is a messenger RNA of Thlaspi arvense, 1683 nucleotides long. NCBI's taxonomy places the organism in Eukaryota, Viridiplantae, Streptophyta, Magnoliopsida, Brassicales, Brassicaceae. The record is from the annotation of a GenBank genome assembly.
AUGUCUCCUCUCGCAACCUUCCACCGUCUUGCUCACGACACCUUCUCUUCCUCUCUCCUCUCACUGUCACAAGUUCGAAGCUCUAAAGCAUCAACAUUAUUCCUCAAUGCCUUCGAAUCCAUUCCUACCUCAGAAGAUAUCUUUGCCCGAAUCAGGCUAUGGUUGGAGCAAGCAAGGGCUGUAGUAGUUGUUCCUGUCUUCAAGUUCCUGGUGGCUCUAUGCUUGAUCAUGUCUGUGAUGCUCUUCGUGGAGGUGCUCUACAUGGGAAUCGUCGUACUGUAUGUCAAGUUGUUCAAGAGGAAACCAGAGAAAGUUUACAAAUGGGAAGCUAUGGAGGAAGAUGUUGAGUGUGGCAGUGCAAGCUUCCCUAUGGUUCUUGUGCAAAUACCAAUGUACAACGAAAAAGAGGUUUGUGAGCAAUCUAUUGCAGCUGCUUGCAAAAUCUCGUGGCCAUCGAAUCGUAUAAUCAUUCAAGUGCUUGAUGACUCCACAGAGCCAGCCAGUAAGGAACUGGUGAAAAAGGAGUGUGAGAGAUGGUCGAGAGAAGGCGUCAACAUAACCUUUGAGAUCAGAGAUAACAGGAACGGAUACAAAGCUGGUGCGCUUAGAGAAGGGAUGAAGCAUAGCUAUGUGAAGCAGUGUGACUAUGUUGCUAUCUUUGAUGCUGAUUUCCAGCCUGAUCCUGACUUCCUCCUCCGCACUAUGCCUUUCCUAAUUCACAAUCCCAAGUUAGCACUUGUUCAAGGCCGUUGGGAGUUUGUGAAUGCGGAUCAAUGCAUGAUGACGAGAUUGCAGGAGAUGUCUCUAAGUUACCAUUUCACGGUAGAGCAGCAAGUUGGAUCCUCAACAUUUGCCUUCUUUGGGUUCAACGGAACGGCUGGUGUGUGGAGAAUCUCAGCGCUGAAUGAGUCCGGGGGAUGGAAUGACCAGACAACAGUAGAAGACAUGGACUUAGCUGUAAGAGCUACACUCAGAGGCUGGAAAUUACUAUACAUCGAUGAUCUCAAGGUGAAAAGCGAGCUACCUUGUUCCUUCAACGCUCUCCGUAGCCAGCAGCAUCGAUGGACUUGUGGCCCUGCCAAUCUAUUCAGGAAAAUGGCAGGACAGAUAAUAAGAAGCGAGAAUGUUUCUAUGGGGAAGAAGUUGUAUAUGUUGUACAGCUUCUUCUUCAUGCGCAAGAUCGUGGCUCACAUCCUCACCUUCAGCUUCUACUGUGUUAUCUUGCCAGCAACUGUUAUGUUCCCAGAAGUCACAGUUCCGAAAUGGGCUGCGUUUUAUCUCCCUUCGUUGAUCACUCUCUUCAUCGCAAUCGGUAGAUUAAGAUCAAUCCACCUUUUGGCUUUCUGGGUUCUGUUCGAGAAUGCAAUGUCCCUGCUUCGAGCAAAGGCUCUCGUAAUGGGGUUGUUUGAAACAGGAAGAGUGCAGGAAUGGGUUGUGACAGAGAAAUUGGGUGAUGCACUCAAGACGAAGCUGCUUGCACAAGUGCCUAAAGAGAAUCAUGUCAGGUUCAGAGAGAGGGUGCAUUUGCUGGAGCUAUUGGUUGGAACAUACCUCUUGUUCUGCGGAUGCUACGAUAUCUUCUACGGGAAGAACACACUCUUUGUGUACCUUCUCUUGCAGUCAACAGCCUUCUUCGUUGUUGGUUUUGGAUUUGUCGGCAAAUAUGUCCCUGCUUCCUCCUAA